Molecule: messenger RNA, 578 nt
Organism: Cyprinus carpio (common carp)
Lineage: Eukaryota; Metazoa; Chordata; Actinopteri; Cypriniformes; Cyprinidae
Product: cytochrome c oxidase subunit NDUFA4-like
Exons: 4
Coding region: 1-342 (113 amino acids)
Source: RefSeq, a predicted model, not a curated record
AUGUUCAUAUUGGGUUGCCACAAGUACACGAAACGUGUCAAAAAGUGUGUGAAACCAGUCGCAGCUGUCACACAAGUAAACACUACACACAUCAUUGUGUUGUGCGUGCCACGUUUAUUCAUUGCGAAGCUUUAUUUGAUCCCACUAUUUUUUUUCAUUGGCGGUGGAUGCACCAUGUCUCUGACAUAUCUGGCUCGCCUGGCCUUGCGUAACCCAGAUGUAUGCUGGGACAGGAAGAACAACCCAGAGCCCUGGAAUAAACUGGGGCCCACUGAUCAGUACAAGUUCUAUGCAGUGAGCAUGGACUACAGCAAGCUGAAGAAGGACCGUCCUGACUUCUAAAUAAAUCCAGGGAAUCCAGACCACCAGUGCUGGACCAAAGGUUUAAAAACAAACUAAAGAUCAACAAGACGUCCGCGCACUUGUCCUCAAGAGCCUUUGUUCCCAAUUUAUGCAAAUGGUACUUGUCUUUACUUUUCUGGAUUCCUUUUUAACAUCUAUGAUGUCUUGUAUUUUCUCUCAAUUCUUUGUAGUCAGAAACGAUUAAUAAAUGGUUUUCUCCCACAUACAGUGAAAAA